CGCGUCAAUGCCAACCUUGCAUGCAGGGGUAUGCAAUGUGUACGUACAUACAACACAUACAUCAUACACAAAGAAAACCAUAGAAAACUGCGAAUAUUUCAUGAGGUAUUAUAUCUAUCCGAUCUUGAUGAUACCGUAAAACAUGGACACUCUCUGCCACUCUCCGCUAUGAAUGCGAUAUAAUUUAUUUAUAUACUCGUUCGUGGGAAAAGAUGGCGUGGCCAUGAAUGGCCGUUGAUGUGACAGACUAGAGGAUCUAUCAGCGGAUACGAGAUACUCCACUUUUUGGUGCGUAUCCCGCGAAGAAUGUCCGACCGUGAUCCUGACAAUUUGAUGUCUACGACCGAGGAGAAUUUUGACUAUCUGUUCAAGAUCGUGCUGGUCGGUGACUGUGACACGGGAAAAACAUGCGUCGUCCAAAGAUUCCGAUCGGGUACCUUUAUCGAGAGGCUUGGAAGUACGAUCGGUGUCGAUUUUUCGAUGAAAACGGUGGUGGUUGAUGGCAAACGAGUGAAGCUCCAAAUAUGGGACACAGCAGGAUUAGAGCGAUUUCGAACUAUAACUCAGAGUUAUUACCGCUCGGCAAAUGGUGUAAUCCUAGUUUAUGAUAUUACAAAACGUCCAACUUUUUUAAACCUCCAACGUUGGAUCGAAGAAGUCCGAAGAUAUACCUCGUCUCAUGUUAUACUCGUAUUAGUUGGCAACAAAUGUGACUUGGAGGGUUAUCGGGAAGUAGAGAAGGGUGAAGCUGGAGCAGUGCGUGAAUGUGUACCAGAAGUCUUACAUGUUAUAGAGACAUCGGCCAAAGAAAAUACCAACAUAGAUGAAGUAUUUUAUUGCUUGGCAUCUGAACUAAAGAAGCGUCACGAAAAUCGUCAGAUUAAAUCAAGCGAGGACGAUAUCGUGAUGCUUGGUAGUGGCCGAGAAUUGUCUUCCUGUUCUGUUUGUUCGUACAAAGUGCUUUAAAAGUUUCUAGACAGAAUGAUAAUUGAUAUUACCAUGUACUGACUGAUGCAGUCCUUUCAUGGAAAAGCCAUUAAUGUACAAAUGUUUUUCAUGUAUACAUUUGAGAAAUGUUAAAUAUGCAGUUCUACUUUUGUGGUCGAGUAAGGCAAAACUUAUCGAUAACUUAUCUGUUAAUGCACAAGUUACAUUGCACUACUAUUAAAAACCUGAGAAUUGGAAUGAUUUCUAAUGAUGUCAAUAUGUGACAUAUUGUCUGUUUAAAUUGUCGAUAAAUUUGCUAGUAAAGAAAAUGUUUUAACGAGUUGUUAAAAAAACUGUUAUUCUAGUUUGCUGCGUUAUACCGAUCUAAAAAAGUAAAUGCUCAAUGCUUGUUCAUUUUCAAUAACAAAUUUAUUUCAUAAAAUCUAAAGUUUAUAUAGGUUGCAAGAAUAUAAUCAGUCGUUUGACUAGAAGUUUCAUAAAGCUUAACCUUACUGUACCCAAGUAGAACUACAAUUUUUAAACUUUACAACCUUGUAAAUUAUGGAUCUGAAUUAGUCUUGAAAAUGAUAUAUUUGUUACUAUUUAUGUUUUAUAUUGAAACUAUUGCAAUCGAGAGAGCACUAAGUAUUUGUAAUGUACAUAAGUGCAUGAGCACUUCCGAUACUGUUGUAUCGAAAGUAAACUGUUAACAAAAUUUGUAACAUUACUAGCGAACUUGGCAUUGUAUUUUAAUAGGCUGUUGCUAAUAUAUUUUUGUACGAUAAAUUGGAUUUUAUUUUCCUAUUACUAACUGUUAAAUAUUAUGCAAAUUAAGUAUUAAAAAUAGCAAAUAAUGACCAGGCUUGAAGAUGAAACAGGAUAACCAUCUUUAAGUACUAGCGUCGAUAAUCUUUAUUCAAUGAAGUUCCCAUAUUGAAUGAAGGCAGUCAUUUCUCUUAUGAAACCUUUACCAUGUGCUAUAAAUAAAAAUGUGUUUAGAACAUA
Orussus abietinus is the source of this 1932-nucleotide messenger RNA. RefSeq names its product ras-related protein Rab-43 (gene Rab19). Lineage: Eukaryota; Metazoa; Arthropoda; Insecta; Hymenoptera; Orussidae. Gene Ontology annotation, molecular function: GTP binding; GTPase activity. The coding region runs from base 307 to 966 and encodes 219 amino acids. The transcript has 5 exons. The record is from RefSeq and is a predicted model, not a curated record. Gene Ontology annotation, biological process: regulation of exocytosis; protein secretion.